Molecule: messenger RNA, 2055 nt
Organism: Grammomys surdaster
Lineage: Eukaryota; Metazoa; Chordata; Mammalia; Rodentia; Muridae
Product: serpin B6-like
Exons: 7
Coding region: 334-1467 (377 amino acids)
Biological process (GO): negative regulation of endopeptidase activity
Cellular component (GO): cytoplasm
Molecular function (GO): serine-type endopeptidase inhibitor activity
Source: RefSeq, a predicted model, not a curated record
GGUUAAAUCCCUUGGUUUUCUGAAGUAUGUAGUCUUAGCAAACAAACAAUACCAGUGAGGACUCCUGAUCUAACUUGACCUGUCUGCAGCUAGCCGCUGGACCCGACUGCAGACCAAAGUCAAAGUGCAGAGAUCUUCUGCCCUGCUGCUUUUCCUUUUCAUCCGGACAGCCCACUGCCCCUCUGCCGCCCCCUCCUCCCCCGCCCCGGGACUUCCUGACUCUGAGACCUCCCCACCCUGCGCCCUGCAGCUAUUUGACGCCAGAGCACAAGCUCUUCCUUUUCUAAGUUCUGCUAGUUGCCGGCCUGAACCUGGGGUCCUGGGCUCACCAUCAUGGAUCCACUGCUGGAAGCAAAUGGCACCUUUGCCUUAAACCUUUUGAAAACACUGGGUGAAGACAGCUCAAAAAAUGUACUUUUCUCACCCAUGAGCAUCUCCUCAGCCCUGGCCAUGGUCUUCAUGGGGGCAAAAGGAACGACUGCAAGCCAGAUGAUUCAGGCACUUUCUUUGGAUAAAUGCAACAACAAAGGAGGUAGAGACGUCCACCAGGGCUUCCAGUCCCUUCUCACCGAAGUGAACAAGACUGGCACACAGUACUUGCUCAGAACAGCCAAUAGACUCUACGGGGAAAAGACUUUUGAUAUUCUACCUUCUUUUAAGGAUUCCUGCCGCAAGUUCUACGAAGCAGAGAUGGAAGAACUGGACUUUCAGGGUGCUACAGAGCAGUCCCGACAGCACAUCAACACCUGGGUAGCCAAAAAGACAGAAGAUAAAAUUACAGAGUUGCUAUCUUCAGGUUCAGUCAGUUCAAACACUCCACUGGUCCUUGUGAAUGCCAUCUACUUCAAAGGAAACUGGCAGAAGCAGUUUAACAAAGAGGACACUCAAGAAAUGCCUUUCAAAAUCACGAAGAAUGAGGAGAAACCUGUCCAAAUGAUGUUUCAGAAGUCUACCUUUAAGAUGACUUAUGUGGAAGAGAUAUCCACUACCAUUCUGUUGCUUCCCUAUGUUGACAAUGAGCUGAACAUGAUCAUCAUGCUUCCAGAUGAACACGUUGAACUGAGUACGGUGGAAAAGGAAAUAACUUACAAGAAAUUCAUAAAGUGGACAAGACUGAACAAGAUGGAAGAAGAAGAGGUGGAGGUUUUCCUCCCAAGGUUUAAACUGGAGGAGAACUAUGACAUGAAGGAUGUCCUUUGCAAGCUGGGCAUGUCUGAUGCCUUUGAGCAGGACAUAGCAGACUUUUCUGGAAUAGCAUCUAAAGAAGGCUUGUUUUUGUCCAAGAUCAUUCACAAGUCCAUUGUAGAGGUCAAUGAGGAGGGCACAGAGGCUGCAGCUGCCACCGCAGCCAAUGUAGCUUUUAGGUGUAUGGUCCCCCACUUCUGUGCCAAUCACCCUUUCCUUUUCUUCAUCCAGCACUGCAGGACCAAUGGGAUUGUGUUCUGUGGCCGGUUCUCCUCCCCAUGAGAAAUGAUGCUGUGCUGUCAGCCCACUGCCUUUUUCCACUCUCUUUCUCAUGAUUCGUCUGUGGAUCAGUAAAUGUUGUGACAAUUUGUGCUUGGUAGCACACACCUGUAAAGACAACCCUUAGCAGAUGGAGGUGAAAGAAUCAGACAUCAAGCAGGGCUAGCCUCGGCUACAUAGCAAGUUCAAAGCAAGCCUGGGCUAUCCUAGACCAUUAAACACAAAACCAAAUCAAAUCAAAACAAUAGAAAAAGAAAAGAAUAUACCCACAUCUGGAUGCUUAUAAAAAAGGAAGUAUUUAGUUUACAGUUCUGGAAGCUGCAGAACACAGUUGUGGCUUCUCUACAGCUCUAGGGAAAAUGACUUCACAAAAACAUAGUCAUGAUAGAGUGUUGAGCAGUAUGUGAAGUUAAGAUUCCUUAUGAAUAAGCCACUCUUACAGGGCUUAAUCUAACCCCUUGAUCCCUACAUUAACCCUUUCCUAGACUGUAACCUUCAAGAUUAAAGUAACUUUAGGGCCACAUGGAAGAGUGUACUGUUAUGUUGUGAACCAUUAUGAGAUAAACUUCAUCCUCUCUGCAGCAAUCCUGA